UUUUCUAGUACUGCGUUUUUAUUAUAGAAUGUCCGGGCAUUCCAUUUUACAUCAGCUUUCAGAGGGCUCACUAUUAGAGGGGCUUACUAUUGGAAGUUGCUUACUAGGUAUUAGAAGGGGCUUAUUAUGGGAGGUUGCUUACUAUUAGAGGGGGCUUAUUAUGGGAGGUUGCUUACUAUUGGAGGGGGCAUACUAUGAAAGGAGGCUUACUAUUGGAGGGUGCUUACUAUUGGAGGUUGCUUACUAUUGGAGAGGGCUUACUAUGAAAGGAGGCUUAUUAGAGGGAUUAAAUACUUUAGGGAGAACUUGAAGCGAUUUUUAGAGAGAAACCAAAGUUAACUAGAAAUUUAUUUUUUAGAGAUUCGUUAAAUCGAACAGGAGCUAUACCGAGAUUGACUUUAUAUAUUUCUUGAUGGAUUUUAAAAUUUUUCU
Messenger RNA from Meloidogyne enterolobii, 432 nucleotides. NCBI's taxonomy places the organism in Eukaryota, Metazoa, Nematoda, Chromadorea, Rhabditida, Meloidogynidae. The record is from the annotation of a GenBank genome assembly.